Molecule: messenger RNA, 2374 nt
Organism: Miniopterus natalensis
Lineage: Eukaryota; Metazoa; Chordata; Mammalia; Chiroptera; Miniopteridae
Source: RefSeq, a predicted model, not a curated record
UGAGCCCCGGAGCCCCAGCUCGACCCAGGACCUGCCCCCAACUUCGGCCAGAACUGCCGCCCCUCCCCCAUCAGGGGCUCAAGUUUCAGACCCCGUGACCAGGACAGCAGCUGCCCAGGACUGGGUGGGGGGCGGGGUAGUCCCCCUUUGACCCGGGAGACCACUAAGCCAGGGCCUCCCUUCCCCCAGCUAGCCUCCUUUCCCUCAGGUCUCUCCUGAGUGCCCAGCAGAUCCCCUGGAUACAAGUUUGAGGACGCAGGGGGAGGGCCAGGAAGUCCCGUCCCCCCCCACCACUCCCCGCAGAUGUUCCUUGCUUCUGUGGGAUGGUGGCUAGAGGAACCAGCAGAGAGACUGGGGAGCCCAUCUCCCAACCUGGGUUCCACCUAGCCCCCCAUGGUAUUGGGAGUGGGUGGUGAUGCGUGAUCUGGUGGUGGGCACCAGGGUGGUCCUGUUUGGCUACAUCUUGUCUUUUUCACAAGGAUGAGGGCUCCCUAAUUUGACUUUGAGUGGAGAGUGCCCUAGAGUGGAAGUGGAGAGGUCCCUCUGUGGAGCCAGUGCCUGCUGGUGUCCCAGCAGGCACCGGGUGAUGCCAUACUUUUUGCUGGAGGCCCUGGUUUAAAGAGCCAUGGGUGAAUGUGUGGAAAAGUACUGAGCAGGAGCUGGCCUUGGCCUCUUCAACCCAACCUGAGGCUGAAGGGGCUUCACUGAGGAUCCAAUAACCCAGAUGAUGACAGGGUUACGCUGAGAUGUCAGGGGCCACCCAGCUCCUCUCAGAGAGCCGUUACCUGCCCAGGAUGUUGUGGGAGCUUCUCCAGGUGGAGAGAGUCAGGGUCUCUUUGAUCUGAGUGAUCUACUGAUUCCCUUACUUUUUUGCUAGAAAUUCUAUGAAUGGUGCACCUGGUGGUGAGUCCUAAGGUUGGACCUGCUUGGCCUCCCUCCCUCCUGGGGGGACACUCACAAGCUCUUUCUACCCCAGAGGCUGAACCAGCAACUCCUGCCACCCCUCUGGCUGCCCCUUGGAGUCCACCUAGCCCAGCCUGACCAAUGUCCACAGCCAGGGAGCAGCCCAUCUUCAGCACAAGGGCACAUGUGUUCCAGAUCGACCCAGCCACCAAGCGGAACUGGAUCCCUGCGGGCAAGCAUGCACUCACUGUUUCCUACUUCUAUGAUGCCACCCGCAACGUCUACCGAAUCAUCAGCAUUGGGGGUGCCAAGGCCAUUAUCAACAGUACUGUCACCCCCAACAUGACCUUUACCAAAACCUCCCAGAAGUUCGGACAGUGGGCAGACAGUCGUGCCAACACUGUCUAUGGCCUUGGCUUUGCUUCUGAGCAGCAUCUGACCCAGUUUGCUGAGAAGUUCCAGGAAGUGAAGGAAGCAGCCAGGCUAGCAAGGGAGAAAUCUCAGGAUGGGGGGGAGCUCACCAGUUCAGCCCUGGGGCUCUCCACCCACCAGGUGCCCCCGAGCCCCCUCAUCAGCGCCAAUGGCCCUCCCAGCGACGAGAAACUGUUCCGCAGCCAGAGCGCGGAAGCCCCUGGCCCCGCAGAGCGAGAGCGGCUCAAGAAGAUGCUGUCAGAGGGCUCUGUGGGCGAGGUGCAGUGGGAGGCCGAGUUCUUCGCGCUGCAGGACAGCAACAACAAGUUGGCGGGCGCCUUGAGAGAGGCCAACGCAGCAGCCGCUCAGUGGAGACAGCAGCUGGAGGCCCAGCGCGCAGAGGCCGAACGGCUGCGGCAGCGGGUGGCUGAGCUGGAAGCCCAGGCAGCCACAGAGCCAACCCCAGUCAGUGAGAAGGAGGGGCCAAGCCCAGCGCUGGAGCAGCUGGAGUCCUUAGUGCAAACCAAGGACCAGGAGAUUCAGACACUCAAGAGCCAGGCUGGUGGUCCCCGAGAGGCCCCUGAUUCAGUGGAUCGGGAGGAGACGCAGCAGAAGGUGCAGGACCUGGAAACCCGCAAUGUGGAGUUGGAACACCAGCUGCGGGUGACAGAGCGAAGCCUGGAGGAGGCUCGGGCUGAGCGGGAGCGGGCAAGGGCUGAGGUGGGCCGGGCUGCACAGCUGCUGGAUGUCAGACUGUUCGAGCUGAGUGAGCUACGGGAGGGCCUGGCCCGCUUGGCCGAGGGUGCACCCUGAGCCUGGUCCACCCGCCAAUCCUUGCAAGAGCUGGAGCCUAUAGGUUUUACACAAAUGCUUCCUAUUUGAGGCAUGGGCUGGCCGCAGGCGGCCCAGCAGGCCAUUUGCCCUGGCAGGGACCAGGGCUGACUCAGCCCAGGAAGGGCCUGGCCGCUCACAGUUCAAGGGCUGUUAGGACUUUUCAUUGUAUAGGAUUUCUAGACUCCCCAGGGCACAUGCUGGUGCCCAGAUUACAUUUCUAAGCAUG